Messenger RNA from Macrosteles quadrilineatus (aster leafhopper), 2542 nucleotides. RefSeq names its product probable ATP-dependent RNA helicase DDX43. Bases 267 to 2402 code for a protein of 711 amino acids. Lineage: Eukaryota; Metazoa; Arthropoda; Insecta; Hemiptera; Cicadellidae. The record is from RefSeq and is a predicted model, not a curated record. Gene Ontology annotation, molecular function: RNA helicase activity; RNA binding; ATP binding. The transcript has 13 exons.
GUGCCGGCCUUCCGGCGAAUUGUGAUUUUUGCAGUCAAUUUUAUUAUUCUAUUUUAGAAAUAGUAUUAUAUUUUAUUUGCACAACUUGCAAACUUAUUGCUGUGAAUUCUGUAAACUAUCCAGUUAUUCGUCUCUUUUUGACAUUAGUUAGUUAACCUCAUUUAAUUAUUAUUUUUAUUUGUAGCCUAGUUAAAACAAGAGGAAUAGGCCUAGGCUAACUCAUUUAACCUUUGAAUCAAGUACGCCCUUAAGUUUAAAUAGUUAUAAUGGCAGACGAUGGCUGGGAUUCUGGUGGUGAAAGCUCACAAUCUGCACCUGUCUAUUCAACAACCUUCUCAAGAGGGGGUGGUAGAGGAGGGCGAGGAAGAUUCAACUCUGAUGAUGGCAACCGUAACAACUGGAGGGAUGACAACAGGGAAGAAAGGGGUGGAUGGGGGAAUGACUUCAGAGGUGGACGUGGAGGAAGGGGCUCUCGAGGAGGAGGGGGAAGAGGUAGGGAUGGUGAGGGAUUUAACAGAGGUCGAAAUGAUAAUUGUAUAACUAUGACCAUCAGUUCGUCCGAUGUUGGUAGAAUUAUUGGAAAAGGAGGAUCCAAAAUAAGAGAUUUGGAAGCUGAGUCUGGAGCAGAAAUUAAGAUUGAGAAAAACAACGGUGCAGAUGAAACUCAGAUAACACUGCGAGGUUCUGCUGAGAGUCAGGAGAAGGCAAAAGAAUUGAUAGAUGACCUGGUGUGUGAUGUGGAGGGGUGGGGUCCGGGGGGAAAGCCAGGCAUGAGGGGAAGAGGAGGGAGGGGCGGCAGACGAGGGAACGACAGAAGUCACAGCAACAUCCCUAUCAAACGGAGAGAACUGGAUGACAUGGAACCUCCAAACAUAGACUGGGACCAAGUCAACAGAGCUUAUGAGGAGGGACAAAAACAGAAGUGGGCAAACCUUGCACCUCUUAUCAAAGAGUUUUAUAAAGAAGACCCCGAAGUCAAGCAUAUGGACCCAGAAUUUGUAGCGCAAUACAGGAAGAAAAAGAACAAUAUCGUUGUGCAGUACACAUUUGGUGAGUGUGGAGAGGGCAUUCCGAACCCGGUUUUGACCUUUGAGCAGGCUUUCGCCCCGUACCCCGAUAUCCUGGAACAGAUUUACAACCAAAACUUCACGGAACCUUCGCCCAUUCAGUGUCAGGCGUGGCCCAUCCUGUUGAGUGGGAAAGAUUUAAUCGGCAUCGCACAGACUGGAACAGGUAAAACCCUGGCAUUCCUGUUGCCUGCGUUGAUCCACAUCGAGGGUCAGCCCACUCCGAGGGGAGAGCGAGGAGGGCCCAACGUCCUCAUAUUGGCUCCAACGAGGGAACUGGCUCAGCAGAUACAAGCUGAGGCCAGCAAAUACUCGUACAGGAACAUAAAGUCGAUGUGCAUCUACGGAGGUGGCAGUCGCCGUGACCAGAUAGAUCAACUGAGGAGAGGGGUGGAGAUUGUAGUGGCGACUCCUGGACGUAUGAAUGACCUGAUUGCUGCCGGUGAUCUGAACCUUCAAGCCAUCACAUAUCUAGUUUUGGAUGAGGCAGACCGAAUGUUAGACAUGGGAUUUGAGCCAGAGAUCCGCAAAACUCUCUUGGACAUUCGUCCUGACAGACAAACUGUUAUGACCAGUGCUACAUGGCCGGCAGGCGUCAGGCGACUGGCAGAGUCCUACAUGAAAAACCCCAUCCAGGUGUAUGUUGGCUCUCUAGACCUGGCCGCCACACACUCCGUCACCCAGACAAUCGAGUUUAUGGACGAGUCCGAGAAGGAGCCUAGGCUGCUGGACUUUUUGUGCAACAUGGGUCCAGAAGAAAAAGUUAUGGUAUUUGUCGGCAAAAAGUCAAGAGCAGACGACAUCUCCAGUGAGUUAGCACUCGCGGGGGUCAACUGCGAUGUGAUUCACGGUGAUCGAGAGCAAAGCGACCGGGAACAAGCCUUGAUUGAUCUUAAGUCAGGAGAAAUCAGGAUAUUGAUUGCUACAGAUGUAGCUUCUCGUGGAAUCGACAUUCAGGAUAUCACGCACAUCAUCAAUUAUGACUUCCCGCGCAACAUCGAGGAGUAUGUUCACAGAGUUGGACGUACAGGACGUGCGGGUCGGACUGGCGAGGCCAUCUCGUUUGUCACCCGACAAGAUUGGGCUCAGGCUCGGGACUUGAUAAAGAUGAUGGAGGAGGCGAACCAGAUCGUGCCAGAGGAGCUAUAUCAGAUGGCUGAAAGGUUUGAGGCAAUGAAAGAGAAGAAAGACCAGGAGAGAAGUCGUGGUGGAGGGAGGGGUGGGGGAAGGUUUGGAGGAGGCGGAGGAGGUUAUGGUGGAGGCGGGGGUGGAUAUGGUGGAGGCGGGGGUGGAUAUGGAGGCGGCAGAGGGGGAGGAGGAGGACGAAGAUGGUAGACUAAGAUCUGAACUUUGUGAUGUGUAACUUAAGCUAAGAUGUUAUUAAUCAAUAAAAUCAGUUUAUCAAACUGUGAUAUUGUUUUACAAGAUAUUUCAGUUUUCCUUGUUUUUAAGAAGUUAUUCUUUUGUACAUUAUU